UAACAAGUCAACAACUAUUCGAAAUUGAGAGCCUUUUGCUUUCCACUUGUAGAAUCAAGGAAACUGGUUCAUAAUAUCAGAAUUACGGUGAAAUUAAUAUAAAUAUGUACCUUAUUGCCUUAUACAUAUCAUUUGUAUAAAGUUUUAAUUGACACAGGUGGCAAAAUGAAUCAAAGUUUAUGCCGUUUAUGCAACGAGAACAUUGGUGUUGCAUCUCUGUUUAGCUCAGCAGAUGCGGCUGGAAUCCUAUUGAGUGAGAAAGUUACGUAUUGUGCUAAAGUAACGGUCGUGCAAGGCGACGACCUACCUGCUAACAUUUGCGCGUUUUGCGAGGAGCAGCUCGGAUGUACGUACAGCUUUGUCCUUAAAUGCGAAGACACAGACAAGAAGCUGAGGUCUUUGCAGCUCACUGUCAAACAUGAGUGUGAAAUUAAAUAUGAUGUAAAAACAGAGGACUCUCAUACAACUUCGCCCGACGAUAUUUUUGAUAAUCCGUCCGAAUGCUACGACUCCCCACUAAUUGAUAAUAUUAAGGAAGAAAUUGACUUUGGAAUACAAAAAAAAACAAAACGAAAAUAUGUAAGAACAAAACCAAGAAAAGCUAGCCUGAGCAAGUGCAAGGUGUGUGGCCGUGUGUGCAACAGUCCUUCCUCAUUGGCCAUACAUAUGAGGUCACACACAAAUGAGAAACCUUAUGGUUGCUUAUUGUGCGAUAAAAAAUAUAAGGAUAGUGGCACUUUGAAACGGCACGCUGAGAGGAACCACAACAACGAGAGGGCAAGAAGAUUCAUAUGUGAGCACUGUGGCAAAGGGUUCUAUUCAAAGUCUGAUUGUAAGAUACAUAUGAGGACACACACUGGGGAAACGCCUUAUUCUUGCAGUAGCUGUCCUGCACGGUUCUCCCAAGUAGGAUCUUUACAGAGACAUAAGUUGACACACACUGGUGAGAGGACACAUGUGUGCACAAAAUGUCCUAAAAAGUUUCCCACUAGGGAGGAAUUAAAGAAGCAUUACCUUGUCCACUCUGAUGAAAGGAAACAUAAGUGUCCUCUGUGUGAAAUACAGUUUAAAUCUAGCAAUAACAUGAGGAAGCAUUUUAGAAUGCAUACAGACAAAAUGAAUAAAUUUAUCUGCAACUAUUGCAAGCGUUGUUUUCCAUUCAAAGGCAAUUUGCAAUGCCACAUAACUAAACAACAUUCGUCAAAAUCUGGACACUGUGAAAUGUGCUCUAAGUACUUUCCAAACAUUAAAUUGCACAUGUUGAAACAUGCAGGCAUGCGUACCGUCAAGUGUGAGCUAUGCCCCAGCAGCUUCUUUGACUUAAAAGGCUUAUCAACGCAUGUCAAUUUCAGACACAAAUUUGCUGACAAAUAUAAGUGCACUAUAAAUGAUUGCACUCUCAAGUUUCCCUCCCAGCCCAUGCUCGACUAUCAUGUUAUGAGAUAUCAUAAAUCAAUGAAACCAUUUGUUUGUGAUAAGUGUCCAAGAAGUUUUUAUCGGAAAAGUGAUAUGGUAAGACAUAAAAAAGGCACUCACAAAGAAUAUAUGGCAGGUGAUGAGAAAAAGAUUUAUGGAACCUGGUCCUAGCCUAAUAAAAUCAUCUAAAUUAUAUGACAAACUCGAGUGCAAUAAAUGCAGGCACCCUAUAAUAUAAUAUCAUUGCAUUGUGAGUGAAAACAACUUUCUUCAAUCCAUGAUUGAUCAGCAUGUACCUUUGUUUCCUCCUCCUUUCAAAGCUUCCCAUGCUCCAUAAAGAUAGUCGCAAAAUAAAAGAUAUAAAUGCCAUCUAUAUAUUUAUUUCAAAUACCAAUAUAUUGACUUUAACUACAGCAUCAUAUCACAGUUGAAAAAGAAAACAGAUAAUAGUCAAGGUAAAAUGUGACAGCAAGAGUGAAAAAUAAAUAGAAAUACAUAUCUGUAAGAAAUAAACAAUUUAUUUUGAGUGAAAGUGGCCAUUUCAUUUCACAAACUAAUAUAUCACUAUGUUCAAAAAACAAAAAAACAUUAAUCCAAGAUUAUACACCUAUCUUAGAUAUACUUUCUAAACUUAAUCAAAGUGUUCAAAACAUAAAAAAAGAUUCUUAGUUUUUAGCUAAAGGUGUGCCAUCAAAAUCUAAUAAGUAGAAGAUUGAUCACACAUAC
Molecule: messenger RNA, 2142 nt
Organism: Pararge aegeria (speckled wood butterfly)
Lineage: Eukaryota; Metazoa; Arthropoda; Insecta; Lepidoptera; Nymphalidae
Product: zinc finger protein 182-like
Exons: 1
Coding region: 166-1587 (473 amino acids)
Biological process (GO): regulation of transcription by RNA polymerase II
Cellular component (GO): nucleus
Molecular function (GO): zinc ion binding; DNA-binding transcription factor activity, RNA polymerase II-specific; RNA polymerase II transcription regulatory region sequence-specific DNA binding
Source: RefSeq, a predicted model, not a curated record